This is a messenger RNA of Guillardia theta CCMP2712, 2169 nucleotides long. RefSeq lists its product as hypothetical. The transcript has a single exon. The coding region runs from base 1 to 2169 and encodes 722 amino acids. The record is from RefSeq and is a predicted model, not a curated record. NCBI's taxonomy places the organism in Eukaryota, Cryptophyceae, Pyrenomonadales, Geminigeraceae.
AUGGAUUUGAUGGCACAUAACAUGCAUAGUGUACUGACGGAGACUUGUUCGCAGUUUCUAGAGGAUCCAUGGAAUGUGGACAGUCAGCAACUGUCAACGAGGAAAUCAAAUCCAUUGCAGGUGAUCACGAACUCGAGUACAAGAACCAUCUCAAAGACCUUGGCAGGCUCUCAGGACUCGAAGGCACUCACGGGGGAAGCAGGUAAGCCAGGAGCUCGUGGGGCAUCGGAGAGGACAGCAGUCGCCGAGGGAGCAGAUAGAAAGGGAGCAGACAAGAGGUUUCAUCCGACGGUGAAGAGCGAUUUGCCGGAGGAUGGUAGCCCGAUCUUACACGUGACUGAACCCAACGUGAGGGUAGACCGCAACCCUGAAAUGCGCCAGCCGCCUGUCAUGGCGAUCAAGCGAGAGGACGUUGCAGUUGCAGAGUCGCCAUGGCCAAACGAGAAGGACCAGUUGCUCCACAUCAUCCGGAGUUGGACGAACUUCCUUGUCCUCUUCUCCUCCUCCGACCGCAUCGAAGACGUCCACCGCAGCUUCUUCGUGGAGGGGAAACAUCGGGCUAUCUUCUACAGGAAAGGAGGGAAGCUGGACCCAAAGGCUGUACAGCAUGUUCAGUUCCAUGUGGAUCAACGGCGUCAUUGUGUCUUCGUGCUGCUGGAAGGAGGCUACCCCAACGGAAGUGAAGGAGGCGCGGACGUUCGUGCUCCGUGGUCCAGGCUGAUGGAACGGAUCCGACCUGGAGGAUCGACCUUCGUUCAAGUCCCCCUGAGGCAUCAGGAGCGAGUGAGGCUGAGCUUCCUGGCUGCUGGGACGGAGGAUGCAGAGAUCGUGAGCGCUGAAGAGCUGGAGAGGGAGGGCCUGUCUGCUCGGGUGUACAGGGUAGGGGAAAAGAACCAGAGGAACCAUGAGUCCGAUGAUGUCACCAACGUCUUCGUGAAACAUGUGGUGGUGGCGUGGACGGACUAUGUCGUCCACUGCUGCUCGUCCAAUAGGCUGAGGGACUCGGUGGCUCAACAGACGAUCGAGAGCAAGCAUCAGUGUGUAGUGCAUCGCAAGGCAGAGGGAGGGCUUGGGAUGGUGGACGACGUUCAGAUCCUGUUGCACGAGGAGAGCAGCUCAGUGCUCCUCCUCUUUGAAGGCGGCUACCCCAGGGGCUUCGAGGCGUGGGCUAGCGUGCACGCUCCCUGGGGGAAUGCCUUGGAGCAGUGGAUUAAAGUCCCUCCUGGGGGUUCGGUCAUCGUCCAAAUCCCCCUGCGGCAAAGUCCGCCUGCCAUGGCCGAGGAUGUCGGCAUGGCGCCGGGAGGGGCAGAGGCUGGCAAGUACGUGGCCGCCGAACUAAAGCUCGGCGCCGUUCAGGAGUCGACGUUGGGGGUGAGGCACUUCCUGGGGCUGAGCCAGUCGGAGUAUGGGGAACUGCUGGUGGACGGGGUGGCAGGGAUAGUGAGGGAGAUCGAGGAGCAUGGAGAGCAGAGCGACAUUGACAACUUGCGGUACAUACUGGCCGGGACUGCGGGGGACGAGAAGUGGAUCCCCCCGCAUGUCAAGGCGCAGUUGGCUUCGAGGCAGUACCACGGAGGAGCGAUCGAGGAGGAGGACUACGACUACUUGCACAGGGGGAUGACGCUGGAGGACUUCUUGCACCACCCUCACAGCGUGCGGGCGAAGUUGUCCAAGGAGAACGUGCUCGCUCUCCGGUUGUACACCUCCGACACGUUCAGGCUCAUCAACAAGUACCUUCGUGCGCCGAUCAAGCGCCACCCACUCGCCAUGACGGUCAUGUACCUCACUGAAGGAAUCUGCAAACUCCGCAUCGUCAACCUGGACAACUUAGAGCCUGGCAGGCGGUAUACUCUAUGGCGCGGGGUGAAGGACAAAGUGGUCCCAAGGGAGUUUGGGCUGAGAGGAGGGACGGAGUUCGCAUGCAUGUCGACCACAGCAUGCAAGGCGAUAGCGGACAAGUACGCGGCUAGCGAGACCCCGCUGCUGUUUGAAAUCCAAGUCAAACCAAUCCAGAUGGGCAGCUCCCUGCAGUUCCUGUCGGUCUACCCCAAGGAGGAGGAGUACCUGUACCCUGCUCUGACGUACCUCGACCCUGUCUGCGAGGAGCCGAGGAGGGAGGGGAGAAACGUUACGGUCUGGAUGGUGAAUCCCUUCGUUCCCACCUCGUGA